This is a messenger RNA of Penicillium maclennaniae, 942 nucleotides long. RefSeq lists its product as uncharacterized. Bases 1 to 942 code for a protein of 313 amino acids. The transcript has 2 exons. The record is from RefSeq and is a predicted model, not a curated record. NCBI's taxonomy places the organism in Eukaryota, Fungi, Ascomycota, Eurotiomycetes, Eurotiales, Aspergillaceae.
AUGGAGUUCUCACGGCUCCCUCUUCUCCCCAUCCCGGCUUCGAUACGCCGUCGGCUGCCCCGGCUGUAUCCGUCGCAUAGGGCUGGCGUCGAAGCCGAAACGGGCGGGAAAUUACGGCACUCGUCUUCUGAGCCGCACCUGCCUUUGCCAGAUCAUGGAAGCCUCACGGAGAUCGCGAUUGAGACGCGGCCCUCAACAGCGAGUGAUGAUCUGAGUUUUGACUCGUCUGGGGGGUCUAGUCCUCGUGAGGACACCGGGAUUCCGACGAAAUAUGAGACUGAGUCGGGGUUACGGUGGAAUCGUGUAGUACCCGCGUUCAAUCUUCUCCGCAACGCAGGCUACGAAGCACAACAGCCACGUGCUGAUGGGCGACUCGCGCGGUCACUCUAUAUUAACGCAAUCAUGUACCUACUUGAUGCCUUGCCAUCGGAUCUUACUGCUGAUGAAACUAUCAUGAUCGAACACCGAUUACCACAGUCCGUCAAAGCAUCAAUAGCGGCAGAGCCACAGAUCCAUCUCGCUGGCUUGGAGGGUCAUGGAGAAGCGAGACCUGGGCCUCCUACUAGGUCAUAUCUGCAUCGGCUUCUCGCGUCCAUGAUUGUGCAGAUAUUUCUUAUCGUGCGGUUCAUCCUGCCUUAUGCAAAGUUAUUCUUGCGAAAUGUCUAUGAAUACGAGCGCUCCCAUCGUCUGACGGAGCGUUUUGUAAGCACGACGUUAGAUGCGGCAGAUGGACUAGGCAAGAGCAGUGUCCACAUUGGAUCUGCGGUGUGCAAAUUGAAUGAAGGGAAAUUUGGGACUGUAAUGGGAAAUGUCGCAGCCUGGUGGGUCGAAGGCAUUGCGGGUGGAGUAUACGAGGGAGUUGGAGAAGGUAUGACUCAAUUAGGGUUGUUGAGGCCGGGACUGGAGCUCGAUAGACUGGUUUUGCAAGUAAAUAGGCCCUAG